AUGGACUCCGUUGCCGGCGGGGAUGAUGCCCGCGUGCACAUAAGAAACGACACACAACCUCCUGGCACCAACAACCUCACUGCCCAUCUCUCUCCCAAACCCCAAAUACCCGAGAUGCCCAUCAUCAUCGACCAUACAGCGUAUCCCCUGCUCAUGGACCUCAUCAUCGGGUAUGCGCCGCCCGAGUCGCUCAAGCAGCUGAGCGCCACGUCGCGGUCCUUGCGACGGCGGCUCCUCCACCACGCCGAGCUCAAGGUGGCGCCCGGCGCGAAGAAGGUCAAAGUGCCGGGCCAGUAUGACCCCCAGGUAGUGACGUGGGGCGACAACGAGAACAUACACCCUCCCUUUGUGCUCACCGCCGCGGACAGCGGGCAGACCCUUCCCCUCCUCCCGGCCGCCGUGCGCGUCCUCGACCAGGUCACGACUUACCGCCCGAGCCCUGCCCUCGGAGACGCAUUCACCUCCAUCGCGACCCUGCGGCGCAUGAACGGCGCGUUCGGGAUGAAUGGCUCGUCACCGUUCCACCCCGCCCUGACGGUCGUCGACUUUGUGCGCGUCGCCAAGCAGGAGGAGGAUCCCCGCGUGCGGUGGAACGGGGAGAGCAAGAUCAAUGCCAUCGUUCCGCCCGGCACGACGCGAUACAUCCUCCACAUGCGUGUCGACGACCCCGCGACGAAGGUGAAGUACGGCAACCAGAUUGUCGUGGUGAACAACUUUGUUGGCGUCGAGGACCUCGUCUUCGUCUGUUGGUUCCCCGGACCAAAGGUCAAGGGCCAGAGGUUCAACAGCACGUUCCUGUACUCUGCGGUGAUUUCCGCGCUUGAGGAGUGGUCCGGCACAGGGCUCUCGGUCACGAUCGUCGGACUCGAACGCGCCCACAACCCGCCGAAACUCGACACCCUAUGGACCGAGAUGGGGCGAUACGUCUCCUCGGCUGAACGCACGUACGGGCAAGAGACUGAGGUCGUGUGGUGGGGCGACGGCGAGCGAAAGGAGCAGGUACGGAGCGCCAUCCGCUCGCUCGCUGUCGAACAGUGGUGGGCCGAGCUGGGGUCGGAGCGUAAGGACAUCGAGGGGGUGUGGCCGGCCGCAGCGGACCGCGAGCCCCUACUCUAG
Vanrija pseudolonga is the source of this 1116-nucleotide messenger RNA. RefSeq lists its product as uncharacterized. The record is from RefSeq and is a predicted model, not a curated record. The transcript has a single exon. NCBI's taxonomy places the organism in Eukaryota, Fungi, Basidiomycota, Tremellomycetes, Trichosporonales, Trichosporonaceae. Bases 1 to 1116 code for a protein of 371 amino acids.